This is a messenger RNA of Adineta steineri, 534 nucleotides long. NCBI's taxonomy places the organism in Eukaryota, Metazoa, Rotifera, Eurotatoria, Adinetida, Adinetidae. The record is from the annotation of a GenBank genome assembly.
AUGCAACACCAACUACCGGACAAUAUUCAACAAUUAAUUCAACAACAAAUUCAACAACAACUUCAACAAUUAAUUCCUCAACAAAUUCAACAACAACUUCAACAACAAAUUCCUCAACAUAUUCAACAACAUAUUCAACAACAUCCACAAAAAACUCGUCAACUUAUACCAUCUACUGAACCAGUAAAUAAAAUUGCAUUUCAAGACAUCAAUGUUGAAAUAAUCUUAAAAUUAACUCAAAUAUGGUUUAUAAAUAAAGUUAAACAUAAUUUAUUAAUUUCUAUGAUUUUCGUUGGACUACUUUCUUCUUUUAUUACCUGGUUAUUUUUCAAAUAAAUUUACUUAGAUCCGUAAUCCUUGCUUUUUCUUUUCGUUUUAGUUGUAUUCAUUAUAAGUAUAAGGAUAAAGAAAAAUCUUGUUCGAAAUCAAUAGGGUGUGGGUGUGGGUCAGGGUGUGGUAUAAAAAUAAUAUCCAUGCCCACUCAUCCACACCCACACCCACCCUCAAGAUUGCGGUCUAAUUAUGUCUGAAUUU